Hevea brasiliensis (rubber tree) is the source of this 1064-nucleotide messenger RNA. Its product is annotated as pre-mRNA cleavage factor Im 25 kDa subunit 1. The record is from RefSeq and is a predicted model, not a curated record. Bases 175 to 816 code for a protein of 213 amino acids. Gene Ontology annotation, molecular function: mRNA binding. Gene Ontology annotation, cellular component: mRNA cleavage factor complex. NCBI's taxonomy places the organism in Eukaryota, Viridiplantae, Streptophyta, Magnoliopsida, Malpighiales, Euphorbiaceae. The transcript is spliced from 7 exons.
GAAUAAAGUAAUCCAGUUUCCAGUUCCCUCUGCCACGUUUCUGGUCUAAUACAUUUGAGGGUCCUUACUCUAAACUGUAUCAAAAGGGACACGUUCUUUCUUCUUCUUCAUCUCUUUUUCUUUUCUUCUCUUCCCACUUCUACUCUUUUCUUGUUAAUUCUCAGGCAAUUCAACAUGGGUGAUCAAAUAGUUAUCAACAACAGCCACCGUGAAACUAGCAGCGAUCAAGGUUUUGUUAUAGACAUAUACCCUCUUAGUGGCUACUACUUUGGAUCCAAAGACCCUCUUCCAUUCAAGGAAGAGACUUUAGCUGAUCGUGCCCAGAGGAUGAAAUCAAACUAUCAUGCUCAUGGAUUGAGGACGUGCGUGGAGGCUGUUAUUUUGGUUGAAUUGUUCAAACAUCCUCAUCUUUUGCUACUGCAACUAAAAAAUUUCAUCUUUAAGCUUCCUGGUGGCCGCAUAAGACCUGGUGAAUCUGAUAUUGAAGGACUGAAACGUAAACUAUCAAGAAAGCUCUCUGUAAAUGAAGGCGAAACUGAUUGGGAGGUGGGAGAAUGUCUUGGGAUGUGGUGGAGGCCUGACUUUGAAACUUUGUUGUACCCAUACGUGCCCCCUAAUGUAAAAACUCCCAAGGAAUGCACAAAAGUCUACCUUGUGAGGUUACCAGUGAGUCGAAGGUUCAUUGUACCAAAAAAUCUUAAACUGCUUGCAGUUCCAUUGUGCCAAAUUCAUGAAAAUCAUAAGACCUAUGGACCAAUAAUAGCAGGAAUACCACAGCUGCUAUCAAAGUUCUCCUUCAACAUUAUCAAUACUUAAGCUAAGCAUCUUUAUUGUGAUUGAUUAGCUACAAGGUAAGUAUAAAGGGCUGCUACAAGGUAAGUAUAAAGGGGUGAAUGCACUAGUUAGAAAAGGCUUUUUGCUGGGACAUCUACUUUUUGAGAAAUCUUGAUAGAGAUAUUGUAUACAGAAUAGAAUCUUACAUUUAGUCAAUACUGAGGCUUUUUAAUGUUGGAACAGCAAUAUAUAUGUUGUAUUUAUGUUGAGGUGUCACUUUUUUGUUCGGA